AUGAGAAUUCGUAAGAGCAGGUCUCCCUUUCCCAUUCUGUAUCUCAAUGCCCAGGAGAACGCUUCAGUAUCAUCUCAGGAUAAGUCUAAGCGAGGGCCUGUGAUGACGGAUCCAGAAUUGCUUGAUCAGUUGCAACUAGAUGAGGCAAAGCAGAUCGGCAGAAGCUCUUUUGCGCCAGAUAUGCUGAAACCGGUAUCCAAGAGACAAAAAGGAACUGGCAAUCGAGGAAGAGCCGCAAGCAAGCCUGGUAUUUAUACAAGAAUCACAGAUCAUAAGAACCCAACUCCCAGAAGGAAAAGUAGAAGAAAGGUAGAUAAAAAUGAAGCUGCAGAAACAAGGUUGGUGUCAGCUGUGUCUCCAAAGAAAGAUCCUAGUGGACAUGAAGUUAGUAAGGAGGCAAAGUCCAACAAUUGUGAGUGGAGGAGUGAACUGUCCCUCCCUCCUCCACCAAAUGAUACUGUCGAGGAUCGGGACAAGGAAGAUCAACGAUUGUUCUUGGAGGUGGUUGAGGCUCUGUAA
Molecule: messenger RNA, 519 nt
Organism: Linum tenue
Lineage: Eukaryota; Viridiplantae; Streptophyta; Magnoliopsida; Malpighiales; Linaceae
Source: the annotation of a GenBank genome assembly